Molecule: messenger RNA, 783 nt
Organism: Dichomitus squalens LYAD-421 SS1
Lineage: Eukaryota; Fungi; Basidiomycota; Agaricomycetes; Polyporales; Polyporaceae
Exons: 7
Coding region: 1-783 (260 amino acids)
Source: RefSeq, a predicted model, not a curated record
AUGUCUGACUCCACAGGUGCUACUGCGACACCGGCUCCGGUGGAAGUCCCGCCCACCGUCGAUACGGCAGCGGUGCGGGAGCUGCUGGGAGCGAUGAAGGUUACUUUGGGGAACCUGCAAACGUUCCGCACUUUGAAUGAGCAGUCGGCUCAAGUCUCGUCGCUGGGACCCACGAUGGAGAUGGCAGUGACCCAACUCUCCUCUCUGCGCCACCAGAUUAGGAAUCAAGAGAAGGAGCAGGACAUCCGAGUCAAUGAGAUCAGGCGGAUGAUCAAGGAGGAGAUCAAAGUCAAAGCCGCGGACGAGAUGGGGCAGCAAAUCCGGGAAACCAUCAGGCAAGAGAUCACGAAGCAGGCGAAGGAGCAAAUCCUCCUGCAGACCAGCGAGGUGCUCCCCGUCCCACUUCACAAACAAGCGGAGGAGAGUCGGCGUCAUAUCGAGGAAGUCAAGAAUGCUCUGGCGAACUCGGAGGCGAGGCGCAAGAACUCGGUCUUGAGGCCGAGUCCUAGCAACCUCACCGACGACCUCGCCCUCGUCUUGCGGCCAGACGGUCAGAAGAGCAAGCUGUACCCGGCCAACCUCCAUUCGCUGUUCGCAUACGACUACAACAAGUCGAAGGCGCUCGUGAAGGACUUUGGUUUGCACGAGCAUGGAGUCCUGGAGAAGAACCUCAACGGGUUCAUGGCGCAUAUAGGAAUCCAGUUCGAGCUCGUUCCUGUGCCGUCCAGCGAGGCUACGCAGACGGGUAGCAGCGUCCUCAUGCCCAUGUCCACUUCCAAGUAG